UGGUUUCAAUUAUUUUAUUUCCUGGAAACUUCGCUAAAUCUUCCCCUUCCCCUUCCCCUAAAGUCAGAUCACAAUUUCGUAGAUUUGAGUUGAUCAUUCUUCCAACACAAAUAAAAAAAAUCAAAAUUCUUCCUAAUAAUCUCUAUUUAACUGAAACUCCAAUCCUCACUGCAAUAAUCGAAGAAGAAAUCCAAAGAAGAAGCUAUGAGGAGAGUGUUUGGAGCGAAGAAAGACAAAGAACCACCUCCCACAGUUCAAGACGCCUCCGAUCGGAUCAAUAAGAGAGGUGACACAGUUGAGGAGAAGAUAAAUAAGCUUGAUGCUGAACUGGCUAAAUACAAAGAGCAGAUCAAGAGGACCCGAGCAGGUCCAGCGCAAGAAGCCGUCAAAGCUCGAGCCAUGAGGGUUCUCAAGCAGAAGAGAAUGUAUGAAGGUCAACGCGAUAUGCUAUACAAUCAGACGUUCAACCUAGAUCAAGUUUCAUUUGCUGCUGAGGGGAUUAAAGAUGCGCAACAAACAGUAUGUACUGGGAGUUUGCACAUGUUUUCUUCUUUCAAAAAUCUCAUUUAACUUUUUAUGACUCAUUUAAUCCGUGCUUUGGACUGUUUUUGUGAAUGUUAAAAGCAUUUAAAGUCAUAGUUUUCUGACUUCUUACCUGCACGAGGAGUAGAACAUUCCAAGGAUAAAUGCUGAAUUAUUGUGGUGUUUCUGUUUCCAAGGGCCAAAAAUGUGAUAUAUGAUUUUGAACUUCCAAAGUUUGUAAUGAACUGAGCCAUCGUCUGGAGGGACUUAAUUUUCCUUUAUUUUAUAUAAGAAGGGAUUUUAUUCA
Molecule: messenger RNA, 829 nt
Organism: Olea europaea var. sylvestris
Lineage: Eukaryota; Viridiplantae; Streptophyta; Magnoliopsida; Lamiales; Oleaceae
Product: vacuolar protein sorting-associated protein 60.1-like
Exons: 3
Coding region: 205-570 (121 amino acids)
Biological process (GO): vesicle budding from membrane; late endosome to vacuole transport via multivesicular body sorting pathway
Cellular component (GO): multivesicular body
Source: RefSeq, a predicted model, not a curated record